Molecule: messenger RNA, 510 nt
Organism: Ostertagia ostertagi
Lineage: Eukaryota; Metazoa; Nematoda; Chromadorea; Rhabditida; Trichostrongylidae
Source: the annotation of a GenBank genome assembly
GUUUCUGCCAUCAUUGACGUUGAUAUUGUGCCUGAAGCUCAUCGUCGGGUACGACUAUGCAAGCAUGGGUCGGAUAGGCCGCUUGGGUUCUAUAUCAGAGAUGGAACGUCGGUCCGUGUGACAGAACGUGGUGUAGCAAAAGUGCAGGGUAUAUUCAUAUCUCGUCUCGUAGAUGGCGGUCUAGCCGAAUCCACCGGUCUUCUAGGUGUUAAUGACGAGGUACUUGAAGUGAAUGGAAUAUACGUGCAAGGCAAAACUCUUGAUCAAGUCACUGACAUGAUGGUUGCAAAUGCGCAUAAUCUCAUCAUCACAGGUGAGCAUUCCAAAAAUUACACUUUUUUGGGGAAUGGUGUAUAUUUUUGGUCGAUGUUAGCAUUCUGUGACAUGUGUCUGAAAGUCGGAUUAAAGCACAAUGGGAGGCUAGUGAUCUUGUUAUACAUUAGGAUAGCUUGUGAUCUUCCCAAUUCUUUUGGAGUUAUAGCAUUCAGUCAUCGUCGUGAUGGUAUUUAA